Molecule: messenger RNA, 1962 nt
Organism: Alosa sapidissima (American shad)
Lineage: Eukaryota; Metazoa; Chordata; Actinopteri; Clupeiformes; Clupeidae
Exons: 3
Coding region: 242-457 (71 amino acids)
Biological process (GO): G protein-coupled receptor signaling pathway
Cellular component (GO): heterotrimeric G-protein complex
Molecular function (GO): G-protein beta-subunit binding
Source: RefSeq, a predicted model, not a curated record
AAUGUUUCAACGAAUAAAUUUAAAUGUGUUGCUUAAUCUAGCCUACUAUCACCUCUUUGCCGAACAUAAAAAGUGACAUUCCAGUUGUAGGACUCUGUGGGAGUAGCCUGACUAAACUAGGUUAUCCAGCGCAGCGCUUGCAACAGACGGGAGGCGGGAACAACUGUGUCACUUUUCCUCACGCAAAACUUCCGGCUCUCUGCCCCACCGGAUGACUGACUGACCGUCCACAGUCGCCGUCAUGUCAAACAACAACGCCAGCGGUAACUUGGCCGUCGCGCAGAAGGCCGUCAAACAGCUGCGGCUAGAGGCGAGCGUACGUCGGAUCAAGGUGUCGCAGGCUGCCACUGACCUGAAGAACUUCUGUCUGCAGAACGCCAACAAAGACCCUCUAUUGAUGGGGGUGCCCUCCAGCGACAACCCUUUCAGACCUCCCAAAUCCUGCACACUGUUCUGAGCUGUCAGAGAGGACGAGGACGAGGAUGAUGAAGAGUUCUGUGCAGAUGUGAAGGACCAGUUCCCCUCCUCCCCCCCUCUACACUCCCCACCCCUCAUCUCUCUCUCUCUUCUCUCUUUCUCACUCUUCCAAGCUCCCUCUUCCCCCUCUCUCUCCAUACCUCUCCCUUCUUCCCCCUCUCUCCCUCUUUUUGUUCUCUCUCUCUAUCACAUUAAACACUACAAACACAUGCACAUAAUGAGAGGAAUGCAAGUCACUGGUUGCAAGCAGUUCAUCUAAUUAAGAGGAAAAGAACACUUAAGAAUGUGCAAUAACAGUGUCAUAGGAUGCCUACAUAAAUGGACACGCACCCCCAAAAGGCAGUUGGCUUUGAUCUGUGUGUGUUUGUGGGGGGGUUGGGGGGGUAUUCCAUCCAUAGUUAAGUCUAGUAAUUAUUAACACCCAUGGCAAAUUUAGAUUUUUAUUUUGAGGUAUUUUCACAUAUCUUCUGCCUGGGAGUUGCUACAUUGCUCUAGAUAUAUUCAUUAAAUAUAGCAUAUAAUUAUAUAUAUAUGCUAUAUGUGUGUGUGUGUGUGUGUGUGUGUGUGUGUUUUUUCUGGGUAAAAUCAGAAAUCAAAUUAAAUCAAAAUUCCUCCUCUAUUAGUUUACUCAUGAGCUCACACCAAGAACGAUAACAAUAACAAUUACUCAUGAGUUAACUUAGGCUAUUUGGUUUAGGGCCGUUCACACCAAAAGUAAUGAUGGUAACGGCAAUAAAGUAUCAUUCUAGCUAAUAUGAAAGACAACGUACACACAGAAUGAUAACGAUAAUGGCUAAAAAGCAUUGUUUUAGCUAAUAUGAAUGAGAAUGUCCACACAUAACGCCAUUGUUGUUACAGUUUAUGUGUAUGUUAUCAUUCAUAUUGGUUAGAACAAUGUUUUUUUUUUUGCUGUUUCUUGGUGUCCAAGAAAGGCCCUUUAGUCAUUAAACAAUGUACUUGGAAUACCCUUCCUGCUCAGCAUCUGGGUCCAGAUGUUAUAAAGUCUGCUGCUACCUCUGAAACCCAGAAUUCACAGUGCCUUGACCUGUUGAGUGUGGCCUUGGUUGCACUUGGUUUCCAUUUGUAGUCCUCCUUAUCGCCUAAUUUGUUUUGUUUAUAAGCAGCUGAAACCAGACAGAGUGAGACACCACCUUUUGCAAUGCAAAACACUUGCAUUCGUCCAUCACAGUCCUUUUCCUGUUCGAUUUCCAAUUUUCUCUUAUUUUUUUUUUAACUGUGUUUUUUUUUUUUUUACUUUACUGUUCAGAGAUAUUUUAAGUUCAUCAAAGUAUUUGGGUUAACACAUCAUUCUAAACUCAUUUAGAUUAUGUAGGUAAAAUUACAGGAGAAUGUUCUGUGCUGUUUGUGGAGCCUACAUGUCUUGUCUGAUAAGGUUUUCAAGUCAUAAAUAAAACAGGAAGCUUGCCUUUCUAUCCCUUUGGUACUGAUGAAAGCUAUCUUACUCUAUUAAAGUAAUUGGGGGGG